AUGAGUAGUGGAAACAACGUUUUGGAUACUAUAAACGCAGCUGCUACUGCUAUUGUUUCUUCCGAUGAUCAUCGUCUUCAUCAAUCUUCUCCGAUUCGGAAGAAGCGAAAAUGGUGGAAUCGAUGGAGUUUAUUGAUAUGUUUCAGACCUACAAGACAAAGAAAACGAAUAGGAAAAGCUUCUCUAGCUCCAGAACCGGUACAACAAAUGUCUAGUACCGAUUCAACAUCAAAUUCCGGUUAUCGGAUAACCGCGCUUCCGUUUAUAGCUCCACCUUCAUCUCCAGCUUCAUUUUUCCAAUCAGAACCACCUUCUGCAACUCAAUCACCUGUAGGAAUCCUCUCUUUUAGUCCAUUACCUAGUAAUAACCGUCCUUCGAUAUUCGCCAUUGGACCUUACGCUUACGAAACUCAUCAAUUGGUUUCGCCUCCGGUUUUCUCUACUUACACUACUGAACCAUCUUCAGCUCCGAUUACACCUCCGCCUGAUGAAUCCAUCUACUUAACCACCACAACACCUUCUUCCCCUGAAGUUCCUUUCGCUCGGCUCUUUAACUCGAAUCUCCAGAACGAUAACUAUGGUGGUCAUAGGUUUACAAUGUCUAACUAUGAGUUUCAGUUUUAUCAACUUCCUCCUGGUAGUCCACUUGGUCAGCUUAUUUCACCGAGCUCGGUUGUAUCCGGUUCUGGUCCAACUUCUCCUUUUCCCGAUGGAGAAACCGCGCUGUUCCCUCAUUUUCAAGUCUCUGAUCCUCCUCCAAAGCUAUUGAGCCCUUGUCCUAAGACUGUUACAACUCCUUCUAAAGAGCACAAGAUUGCGCAUAAACCGGUUUCAUUUGAUCUUGAUGCGGAUCAUGUCAUUAGAUGUGUUGAUCAGAAGCUAAGAACGACGUUCCCUGAAGCAUCAUCGCCAUCAUCAAAUCCAGAAGCGAUGGAUCCUUCAUCUCUUGGAUCGAAUAAGGAAUUCGAUUUCGGGACAGAUGAGAAACAUCUGACCAUGGAGGAACAUAGAGCUUCGACUAAGAAUAACAACGGUUGGUCCUUCUUCCCUGUGAUGCAAUCAGGUACACUUGGCUAA
Molecule: messenger RNA, 1077 nt
Organism: Arabis nemorensis
Lineage: Eukaryota; Viridiplantae; Streptophyta; Magnoliopsida; Brassicales; Brassicaceae
Source: the annotation of a GenBank genome assembly